Haliotis rufescens (red abalone) is the source of this 5951-nucleotide messenger RNA. Its product is annotated as sodium- and chloride-dependent glycine transporter 1-like. The transcript has 13 exons. The coding region runs from base 287 to 2281 and encodes 664 amino acids. Gene Ontology annotation, biological process: sodium ion transmembrane transport. The record is from RefSeq and is a predicted model, not a curated record. Gene Ontology annotation, cellular component: membrane. Lineage: Eukaryota; Metazoa; Mollusca; Gastropoda; Lepetellida; Haliotidae.
GCGAAAACGUCGAAUAAUAAGCAGAUGGGAGAGGAAGCCCAUUCAUAAGUGAGUGUGAUCGCCGGGCCGUGUAAAUCAAGUCGUGUAAAGAACAACUACUCAUCUCCGUUGACUGUAAGCAUUAUAGUUGCACACCACGCGCUCAUCACUCGACUUUAUACUCAAAGGAGACGGUUUCUCAUAUGAAAAUCCUCUUUCUUAUUUUUUUCUGAAAUCUGGAUUUUCGCAGGCACAGUUUGAGUGAGUCACGGAUCUUUCUACUUUUACCACAGGUCCGCUCUACAAAAUGGUCGAUGGAAAAGAUUCCUUGCCGGCAAUUAUUCCGAAGGAAAAAUGGACACGAAAACUCGACUUUCUUUUGUCCCUUGCCGGGUACAGCGUGGGCCUAGGCAAUCUGUGGCGAUUCCCCUACCUCUGCAAUAGGAACGGGGGCGGCGCCUUCCUCAUCCCGUUCAUAACCUUCCUUAUACUGUGUGGCCUGCCGUUGUUUUUCCUGGAGCUCUCGGUGGGGCAGUUCUCGGGGAAGAGUGCUCUACAUGUGUGGAAAGUUUCUCCGCUGUUUGUUGGAAUCGGCGUUUCAAUGAACGUCGUGAGCGGCAUGUGCGCCCUCUACUACAACGUCAUCAUCGCAUGGACGCUAUACUACCUCGGCAACUCCUUCCUCCCAAAGCUUCCCUGGACCUCGUGUGACAACGCAUGGAAUACCCCUACUUGUUUUUCAUUGGACGAGUGUCUAGCCAAUCAGAGGAAAGCCAACAAAUCAGCUAUGGCCAGGAACACUUCUGAAGCAUUUGGUGAAAUGUACACAACGUCGCAAAACGUUUACAACAACGUCCUUCUCUCCAACGACAGCUGGUCCAACGUCAACCAACUCAACGUUACUGCCCCUGACAGCACGGUGUGCAACUACACCGCAGGGAAGGGAGGCUUGACAGCGGCCGAGGAAUUCUGGCAGUACAACAUGCUGCAGAUGUCCUCAGGCGUCACAGAGGUCGGCAACAUCCAGUGGCAUCUCUUACUGUGUUUCAUGGGGGCCUGGCUUCUCAUCUUCCUCUGUCUAAUGAAAGGAGUCAAAUCACUUGGGAAAGUGGUGUACGUGACAGCGACCAUUCCCUAUCUGCUCCUCACUAUCAUCCUCAUCAGAGGGGUCACGUUGCCGGGGUCUUAUGAGGGUAUCAUCUUCUAUCUGAAGCCGGACUUCACCAAGCUCCUUCACCCACAGGUAUGGAUUGAGGCUGGCUCACAGGUCUUUUACUCACUCGGACCGGCAUGGGGCUUACUGAUUGUCAUGUCAAGUCACAACAAGUUCACCAACAACUGCCUCAGAGAUGCAGUGCUUAUCACUUUCCUUGGGGAAGGGACCAGUUUAUAUGGAGGCUUUGCCAUAUUUUCAGUGCUUGGAUAUAUGGCACAAAAAGCUGGAGUCCCCGUAUCAGAAGUUGUUAAAUCAGGGCCCGGACUUGGGUUUAUUGCUUAUCCUGAGGCACUCACGACUCUGCCUCUCCCUCAACUCUGGAACAUCCUGUUCUUCCUCAUGCUUCUGACUGUUGGUCUCGACACACAGUUCGGAAUGACGGAGAUCAUAUGUGGCACUGUGUUGGAGAGUUUCCCGCGGCAGCUAGCAAAGAGGAGAACACUGGUGACUGCAGCUAUCUGUGGCGGGUUCUUCAUCCUUGGGCUGCCCUUGACAACAUCGGCGGGUGUCUACUACUUCCAACUGAUGGACUGGUACUCCACUUCGUUCGGUCUUCCCCUGAUCGGCUUUGUGGAGUGUGUUGUGUUCGCCUGGAUAUACGGAACGGACCGCCUGAGUGAUGACAUCAGCAUGAUGAUCGGAAGACGACCCCCGCAAUUCUUCACUAUCUGCUGGAAAUUCGUGACUCCGGUCCUUCUCUUUACCACCCUCGUCUCGGCCUUUGUCAGCUACCAGGCACCAACGUACGAUAAAUACACAUACCCAGUUGGCGCCAUUGCAGCGGGUUGGAUGAUUGGUAUGAUGUCCGUGGUUCCAAUCCCGAUCUUCGUCGUCUACAAGUUCUUCAGAGCGUCCGGGCCCUUCAUUAAGCGCUUCAUCCAAACCAAGAAACCGUCGGCCGACUGGGGUCCCGCUGAGAGCCUUCCCCGUGACUCUGACUUCUCUGAAAUAAAGGACCCCCUCAACCGGACAGGGGAACUGUCGGUGUCGUCCCCUAGUGCCACAAGUAUCGCCAUUGACGACUGUCCCCAAAAUGGUGUCACAGUCCACUCCAAGUUCCUCAACGAACAGACGUAUAUUUCCUGAAAACGAUCCUAAACGAUGGGUUAUAGUGUGUCAGAGAGAACAUAUCGAAAAUUUGGAUCUUAGUUUUGACGAGGCUUGUCACUCAAUUAUGAAACGCUUUGAAAAGUUUGUAAGUGUAGUUUUCAAGCAUGCAUCGAACCGUAUCCUGUUACCACAUCAGUUGCCAAAGGAGGUGUUUCUGUACGACCAACUUGUUUUAUUAACACACACACACCUUCCAGUCCAACCUCCGUGGUAAAGAUAUGUUCACCAUGGAUAAUGGUAGCAAAGCUUUACAGGUCAAGUACUGAUUUGUAUUGGGGCCGACCAUUUUAUUUUCAAAGAAACCAAUGCAUGUCUUCAUGUUUGCAAAAAACAAAACACAAACAAUCAUUUAGAAAUUAUAUUUGCGUGUUAAUAUUAAUGGGUUGCCAGAUCUGUCUUAACUUAUUAACUGCCUCUUUUAAAACAUUUUUUUUGGCAAUGUAUGUGGGUCAUUGUGUCAAGCAAAUGUAAAUUUCUGUGAGUUGAUAUACAUGUAUUUUACAGAUUAAGUAUAAUCAGAAGUGAAUGUUUGAAAAGAUGUAUAAGUGAAGACUCGUCACAUUCCCUCCGAUCUCAAACGCUAUGUUAAUAUUCGCAGCUGCAGUUUUUUAACGGACCCAGAUCCUACCAAACCUUAUCUUCACUAUGCACGAGAACAUGUCUCUAUAUGUUUACACAUUGUAGAAUUAUUGAGAUGGCUUAGUAAUGUACUGACAUGACUAGUCCCGAGCGAUAGCCUUAUAUCUGCAUUCUAUGCCUGGAUCCAGCCCUUGUCGCCAUUGCUAUUGAUUUUAGACCAGACAUGCGCACAGGGAGGCUGCUUUGCGUCACCCGCAGGGAAUAACUGUACCGCAAUGUCACCUUGACCUUGAAUAGCUGUGACCUAUCUCCCAAUGAGUUUGUUUUGUACUGAAGCUUUAAUGUCGAAAUAGAUCAAACUUAUUCUAAACACAAUUUUUGCUCGCCUAAACUGUGAUAAAAUAUUCUUAUUGUUAAGAUGAUUGAAAAAUGCCUUAGAAAUAUGACCCAAAUUUAGAGAAGAUUGUAAUAGUAAAUAUAAACAACUGCUUAGAAUCACAAUUUCAUUAUUCUUUCAUUCAAAUGACAAUAACAUGUUCAUUAUUGUUCAAAUACUAUUCAUCCAUUUGUCUCAACAUUAAUUUUACGAAAUACGUGGUGCCAACGGUAUUAUAUCCAUUCUUGCUGAUGAACCCGACAUUGUCUUCCAAUGAUGUUCUGUGUCUCAGUAAGUUGUGUGUCCAUGGAAUAUUGAUGUACAUGUAUAUACCCUACAACGUCUAUAAUGACACAAUGUUCAUCAGCUAAACUCGCCAAAUGUUCAAUGCCUCCAUUUCUCGCCACAGUGUACUUUCAAACAAGACCCCUCAUUCACUCAAUCAAGAAGACAAGUUUGUCAGCACCAUACCCGGGCUUUCCUUCCACAUGAAGCUGACCCGUUCAAAAGCUGUACUGUACUAACGAUGUGUUUUCAAAAUCUGGUAGUGAUGUCAUCAGCCAGAAGCGCAUGAACCGGAAGUGAUGUCAUUAUACGCGAAGUGCACUUUCGCUGCAGUAGGUGUGGGGUAUUUUUUAUUAUUUACAACAUGACGUAUAGCUGAAUAAAAUGGAUCUUGGCAAGUCAGCUGUCACCUGAUUUUGUCUGAAUGGUGCUGUUUCUGUGUGUGAAAAUGUGUGGCAUUCAAGUAAAAGGUCUGAUUCAGUUUUUGCGGGUACUGUAGACACCAGUGUACUUACACAUCUAAGUCUUAAUCCAACUAGACAAACAAUGAAUUUAUAUAUUCAAUCUCUUAUUUUUGUUCAUCAAGCAGUUUAUUAAGACGAGUGUUGUCUGUUUACUGUUUGUGUCCUAGCCUAUUGUAGCGGCGAUUUGUGACGUACUGCCUUAUAAAUGAACCUUCAAUAUUUUGUAUAGACUAAGUCAGUAGAGUUCGUUGCAGAGAUUAUAUACAUGCGGUAUUGAAACAGCGUGGUUCCCGACCCCACUUCCACGGUUGCGAUCUUUUUAACUAUAGACCGAGAUGUUUGCAGUCGCUUAAAAAAAUGUCAGUGCAUGGAUAGUCCUAACCGUCAUGUAGAAAUCAUUAGGGGUCAAUGUGAGUUUAUAUUGUUGGUGAAUAUAUCGUAACUACAGAUUGUACGUGUGUGUGUAUGUGUGUAUUAUUUCCAGCUAUAUAUAUUGUUAGUCCGUAUGAAAUAGAAUCCCAAGAACAGUCACUUUGGAUUUCUGAAAAUAAUGUUACAAAAUCGCUUUAUAAUGUGACAGAACAAGUAAGUAGUGAAAUGAUCAGCAUAGCUAUUUUAAAACUAGAUAUGUUACGAGACGGUGAAUAGUGUUUGUUGUUGUUUUUAAUCUCACCCACGUUAACUCAUGCAAAACAACAUGCAUCUUCAUCCAGUUAACAACUUACUUGUUUUCUCAGUUCUUGUUGUGGGGGUAUAGCCCACGAUUCAUUUUCUUACAUGUGUGAGCAAUUCACAUACCAGUCACAAUGUCAGAGUUGAUAUGUAUAUUAUUGUCAUGAUGAUGUUUGUAGUUUUAUGAAUAUAUUUUUUAUGUGUGUAUGAUGAACGUUCGUACAGAUUGUACGUUGAAUAUUAGUUUUCAUUUUGCAAUUUUCAUUUUAAUGUUGUGUCUUUGGAUUCGACAUGGAUGUUAAAUGACACAAAGAACGACUUAAUCAGUCAUAACACCUUUAAGGGAUCACGGUACAAAAUUAUUAUUGUGAUCAUUAACAGUUCUGAUAUUAGCAAUUGUUAAAAAAUCAAAAACGUGCAGGAUAAAUGUAACAAAUGGUGAAGUAUAGAAUUGAUAAAUAAAAUUUAUAGUUUUUUAUAUGUUUUUAGGCAUGGUAUAUGAUUUGGCAAGGCUUCCGAAAAAAUCUUCAAAUAGAUUUCGAAAUACUGCUGUAUUCUCCCCUUCUUGUUGGGUGAAGCGUAGCCAUGUAAAACUAUACGUUAACCUGAACUUAAGAAUAUUAUGUUCACUGUAAAUUAUGUUUUAAAGAGUAGGUUGUUGGUUCCACGAUUCCUUAGAACACAUUUGUUCAAACUGGAGUUUCUGAAAUAAUCAAAUAUCGUUAUUUGACAUGUGUUUAGUUUUCCAUUGUGUUAAAUAACUGAAACAUGACCUGUUUAAUAUGUUCCAAGAACAUCAUAUUGAGCGGGUUGAUGCUUGUUCGUAUAUCAUGUGCACUUGCUUGUCCAUAUUGAAACAGCUCUGCUUUCGUUUUAAAGGGCAUUAUACUGUCUCAUUCGAUUAGAACGACUGGUCAGACAUGCCAAAGAUUAUCUUCUCAUCAACGCUUUCGGUAUUAACCGUUUGUAAUACAAACAACUAGGUAUCGUGAUAGCAUCAAUAUCAUCCAAUUCCGCCGUGAUGCGACACAUGCACAUGUUAUGAUUAAUGAUGUAAGCAUUUUAAUUUCGUAAGCCAUAUUGUCAAAUACGAAUAUGACUAUCCUACCAAAGUGAAAUAACGUGUGUGUGUUCUAUUUUCUAAGUAUGGAAGAUCAGCUGUGUUUAUUCAAUUUAAGAUAUAUCAACCAUAAAAUUUUGAUGGCAUGACACAAAAUCACUAUCACUUCACUGAAACGAACAAGAAUAAAUCGUUUUUCUAGUGCUGAAA